AUUGUCACGUGAUUUUUGGUAAGGGAACAUAGUAUACAUCGAUGCUCCCUGGUUUUUGCAGUCCAUUGUGGGAGUUUUUAGGGAUCGAACGUCUCAGUGCACUGGAAGGAUUUUGCGAAUGAGGCAGCCCUUAAAAUGGCUGACUCCCUGGCAGUGCCCUGAGUAGUGAACAAUGGAGCUGAUCGAGACACAGCCUGAGAUUACCAUGAACGCAAAAUGGCGGGUUGACCACGCCAUUUGGACACGACGACAACGACAACAACAAAGAGGGCAGAAAUGUUGAUGUUUCUUAUCUUUCGAACUAAAAGCUAUGAAAACGUUUGCGAAACUUCGCGCUGUUACUUACGUAUCUGUUCUUUACAUUCUUGUCGCAUAUGGAAAUAUUUGUGGCCCAAGUGAAUAUAAAUCAUCUGAAGGGGAAUGUUGUCCAAUGUGCAAUAUAGGGUCUGUAGUAUAUCGUGACUGCGCUGGGGAUUUUAGCACAACCUGCAUACCAUGCCUACACGGAAAAUUCAUGGAUAAACCCAAUGGGGUUUAUGAUUGCUCUAUAUGUAAACACUGUAGUGAACGGAACGGCCUUUACAUUCAGAGUAAAUGCACUACAAUACAAAACUCUAUCUGUGAUGUGCUUGAUGGAUAUCACUGUAUUGAUAACACCAGUUCAGAGUGUCAACAUGCACUAAAGCACAGUGAAUGCAAACCAGGGCAAGAAUCAAAAACACCAGGAACAAAGAGAUCAGAUACAGUGUGUGUGGAUUGUCCUUCUGGAUUUUAUUCUUCAACAGGUGAAAACUGCACCAGAUGGAGAGAUUGUGCUGCCAAGAAUGAGAUUAAGACUGAAGCUGGCAACUCUAUAAAAGAUGUCACUUGCACACAGCAGAACAGGGGCAGAUAUGGUGUCAUAGCAGCUGUAUCUGUAUUCAUAGCUAUUUUACCCAUAAUGUACUGCAUAAGACUACAGAUGAAAAAGUUAAAGCAGCGCAUUACAAGUCGUGUACUAAGCCUUCCCAUAGAAGAAACAGUCGAAGGCUGCCAUUCCAGUACAACACACCAUAUGCUAGAGGAAAACAAAUAGGACAAGGAAACAACAGUUAUCACAAGUACAGACCACAAACAGCCGUCAUUACUUUCAACAUGACAUUAGUGCCUUAUUAACACAGUAAUCUUUGUAAAUGACCAUUUUACCAUAUCUUUGUUAAUGUUUAAACAUUUUGUCAUACCAGCAAUCCUGUUCCCUGCUCACACAUUCCGGUCAUUUACUGGUAUUUUUGAAAAGGUCACAUUCAUUUGCUCUGUGAUUCAAUCUUCUCCUAUUGCUGUGACCUUGACGUGGUGGAGAAGCUUCAAUACCUCAAGACUUGAUUAGCUGAAGAAAGUUAUCAUUCUCCCAGUUUUAAUCACAAAGGCAAAGGAGGGGAAACAAACAACAGCAACACCAGCAGAUACAGUACUUAAAAAGCUAAGUAUUGUUUAUAGACAGAUCCUUGACAUGACAACAAAUAACCAUUAAAAAUAAUAUACUGUAAACAUUUACAUCUGUGAGGUAUUGUACUGUAGAUUAUAUUAUGUACCUUUCCUGUGGCUCAGUGGUUAGAGCAUGGCACUCGCAAUGCCAAGGUCAUGGGUUCGAGCCCAGGAGGUUGCAAAUAGUUGGAAACAAAUGGAUAAUAAGAUGCAAUGUAAGUCGCUUUGGAUAAAAGCGUCUGCCAAAUGCAUAAAUGUAAAAUGAAACUUUUUUACUCUGCUAUUGAAAAGUACUUUCUCUACUGCAUUUAAACAAGUUUAGUCAUAGCAGUUUUGCAUGUCAGUUUGUGCAGGACCUAUUUGCGAGCCUCCACUCAACAGUAGCAAUAACUCGAUGAUCAACAAGACAUUCAAUAAAAAGGAAAUAAAGAGGCAGAGACCACUUGAGUGUUACACAUGACUUGACCAAUAUUUUUUUCUCCAUGUGACAGCAACCCACGUUGAAACAGUACCAUUGUCUGUAUCACUGUUUAUACCCUGUAAUACAAUAAGCAUGAACUGUAUGUGUCUGCACAAAUAUUUGUAAAUUCUGUAAUCUUUUAUAGGAACAAAAUAUUCAUGUUAUCUACUUUUUAUUUUAAUAAUUUAGCCAAACUUUCUACAAUAGUUUAAACAAUGUUUUGUAUACUUUAGGCCCGGUUUCACUGACACGGCUUAGCUUAAGCAAGCACUAUGCCUUGAAUUAAGAUAUGUCACUUUUAUUGAAAUGUCUUUGUAGGGACGCAGAUGGGAUUUAGAAGUCUGUUUCUGACUCCUGCUUUGCCUUGAAUAAAUAAAGUCGGUUAUGCUAAUCCAUUUAUUGUCCUUUGGCAUUGCAAAUAACAAAAAUAAAAGUAAAACUUCGAUUUUCUAUUAAUAAACAUAUAUUCCAUUCAUAUAUAUAUAUAUUCCAACUCAUCAUGCACUUGGCUUAAAUAUACUUAAAAUACUCAUAUGCCCUCUAGUGUUACAAACAAAAUUACAAUUCAAUAAAAUGACUCCAACAGUCUUAGAAGAAUAAGUUACUGGUUUGCAUCUUGAGACGAAACAAUGGCACGUAUAUAUUUUAAGAUAUUUGUGGGCAAGUUAUGUUGAGUUAAGACAGGUCACACAUUCAUUUUAGUCUGGGACUAGCCUUAAGCCUUUGAAACUGGGCCAUUAUGUAUUAGGCUACUUGGGAGGAUUCUAAAUGCAUAUAAAGGUGUAGCUUCAAUUAAACAAGAUACAAACAACAUUUCUGAACAAACUUGUGUAUAUGAAACAGUCUAAAACAAUGGAAGAAUAUAAUUACAUUACAGGACGUUGUGGCAUUAGCUUUACUAUAGCUUAGCAAAUAUUUAUGCUUUUGAAAGAUAUCUGCUCUGCUCAUUGUUACAUCUUUGAA
Molecule: messenger RNA, 2887 nt
Organism: Triplophysa rosa
Lineage: Eukaryota; Metazoa; Chordata; Actinopteri; Cypriniformes; Nemacheilidae
Product: tumor necrosis factor receptor superfamily member 5-like
Exons: 9
Coding region: 311-1075 (254 amino acids)
Biological process (GO): positive regulation of cytokine production involved in immune response; positive regulation of T cell migration; signal transduction
Cellular component (GO): membrane; external side of plasma membrane
Molecular function (GO): protein binding; transmembrane signaling receptor activity
Source: RefSeq, a predicted model, not a curated record